Aspergillus terreus NIH2624 is the source of this 2457-nucleotide messenger RNA. RefSeq names its product nitrogen permease regulator 3 family protein. The transcript is spliced from 3 exons. Gene Ontology annotation, cellular component: GATOR1 complex. Gene Ontology annotation, biological process: positive regulation of autophagy; negative regulation of TORC1 signaling; cellular response to amino acid starvation. The record is from RefSeq and is a predicted model, not a curated record. Bases 1 to 2457 code for a protein of 818 amino acids. NCBI's taxonomy places the organism in Eukaryota, Fungi, Ascomycota, Eurotiomycetes, Eurotiales, Aspergillaceae.
AUGUCGUCAAUCGCGCGACCCCCAGACCCAUGCCUAGUCGCCAUAAUCCUAAUUGUGCGCUCGCGCGCCGGUCCUCGCUUCGUCUUCCACUACCCACCCAACCCGCUGUCCGACAACGGCCUCAAAUCCGCAAAGAAAGCACGACGCGCCUCGCGCACCAAGAGCACGCGCAGCAGUGACUCCAGCUCCAGCGACGACAGUGGCCCGACUUCCGACGAGGACGAGGAGGAACACCAACGCCUCCAACAACAGCAGCAGCAACAACAGGCACAGCAACAGUCCAGCCACAUCGCCGGGCAGCCCCUCAGCGUGACGCAUCUCGCCGGCAGCGCCGUGUCGCGCCGCUCGAGCAACUUCGGCCUCGAUGACCACGUCGGCAUGGCGGCAUCGCCGGGGGGCGAGUCGGCGCGUGCUGGGUCGAUCGGGUCCGGGCGGACGCUGUUGCGGAAGCGCGGGGGCAAUUCAGACGUCGAGGACGACGCGGGCACGAGUUCGGAUCGUCAGGACGACGCGGGUUCGUCGGCGAUGGGGGGCGGACGGAAAGGCGGGCCUCCACCGUGGGAGUCGCUGCUGGGACUUCCGGCGAAAGUGUGGGAGAAGCUGCUGAGCCCGUCGCGGGCGUGGCACAAGCGGCGGUUUGAGGUGGGCAUCAACGACCUCGGACGGAAGAAGAAGAAGAAGCCCCGGGCUGAACGGCAGGGAGGCGAGCUCGGACAUAAUGAGCAUACGGAUGACGCGCGCGAGGAGGCGGAUGCGGGCGAGGAGCUUAUGGUCGCGUCGACGGAGACGCUGAGCCCGCAUCAGAUGAGCGCUUCGGAGUCGCAGCGGGCGUCGAUAGCGAGCAGCAAGACCGGCCGGGCGCCGAGUGAGUCGCUCGAUGUUGAUGAUAAGGAUCGCAUGACGAUGUUUAAUGUCGUCUUUGUGCUGGAUCCGCCGUUGCUGGAGUACUCGAUGCGCAGUCGCGAGAUAUACGAUAAUAUCAUCAAAAAGUUCGCAAAGGCGUUGAAGUGGGAGCAGGCCCGGACGGGUUAUGUCUGGCGCGAGGCGCAGCAUAUCUCGCAUAUCAAGGAGAAGGCGAAGGAGAAAGGAACCUCGGUCAAUGCCCUCUAUACCGAGCUGAUCAACCAGUCCUCUCUGGCGAGAGCGAUAUAUACGGUUUACACCAGCAUCGCAGCGUCGAAGAUCGCGUCCGUCUCUUUGAGCCCGGAUGUUUCCAUCUCCCUUCAGAUUCCGCCCCUAACCUCGACGCCGUAUCUCCCUGGCCCGACUGACGAAGCUUAUCCUGGCCUGUGGCUCACGACAGCAGACAGCGUCACGCCGGUGGAUGAUCCUACGGCAAACGAAAGCACGGCGCCGCAUCAGGUAUUGGCGAAGCAUUUCGCUUUGCUGUUACUUGACAGCGAGGCAACUAUUCUCAAGGAUGUUGAAGCAUCGGGCGGUGCACUAGCUCCCGCUCUUGCUCACUACAUUCGAUGCUCUAAGCCUACGAAAUCCUUUGCCCAGAUCUCCGCCUCGUCGGGGAUCCCCCUUCCAACCAUCCAGAUGCUGGCGAGUCAUCUGGUGUACUGGCGGCGUGCACGCGCCAUCCCUCCUCUGCAUCAACGAGACACGUACAUUGUGUCUCCUAACUGUGAUCUCAGCAAGCUUGAUGUGGCUACCGCGGCGUAUCAGUUGGCCUUCCCGACGUUACCCAGCCUUCCUAAGAUGCUGUCUGCUCUGAGCGGAACACCCCGGCCGUAUGGAAGCUUCAUUCCGAGUAAAGACCACAAGGAUGCAUAUUUUGCUAUUCUAGCGUGGUUACUGCGGGGAGGCUGGGUGACGCAGCUUCGGUCUUUCUCGAGAGUCAAGGUCACCCCGGAGAUCAAGAUGGCCGUGGAAGUGGCCCUCCGCCGCGAAGAAGUCGACAAGUAUUUGAGCAAACGCGGGAACGUUUCGUCUGACGCAGGGAACCGCGGGGACUCGUCCGAGCACGAUGACGACGAUGCCAGCUCUUCGUCGUCGUCGUCGCUCGCGAGCCAAGACAGCGGCGAGGAAACGCCUAUGCCGGGCCGCUACAAACAAGACAGCGAGCUGCAGCUGACGCGGUCCUUAUUGGACCGGAAUACAUCCCUGAAAACUUCGUCGCUGAUUCUCUUCCCUCAUCGAGCGUCCCCGCUAGAGUCUCGCUGGAUGGACGAGAUCGUCUCCCGGUUCCCCGACAACCCUCGACCCGCUAGGCCGGGGACCGAGGGCGACCCCGAACAAGCGGGACUCCAGACGUCGCUGAAGCAGUUCUGGCCGACGUACAUCAAAUACUUCAACGGAUACGACGCUUUGGAAAAGAUCUCGGUCCGGGAGAAUCUGAAGCGGAAGCACGUCUGGCAGGUGCUGACCCGUCUGGGGCUGGUGACGGGGUCGCAGGCAUCGCUGGACCUGGAUCCUCGCGAGCAGGUUUUGGUUAGCGUGCGGCAUUGGUGA